AAAGCUGUGUAUGUUAUGAGUAUUAUGUACUGGUGUCACGUGUGGCAACGAAAAUUUAUUUUACAUAUUUAGGUUUGGUGGUGGCUUGCUGGUAGUAGAUUGUUUUCUCAGUCGAGUCCCAGCGAGCAUUCGACACAGUCUACAGCGAAGUUCUAAGCUUAGCGUGAUACACAGUUACAACUAGUUACCAGUCCCCAAGAGAUCGCCAUGGCAACCGGCACAAUAAACUUGGAAAACGGGAGCAUAGAGCAAACGCGCCAGUUUUUAGAUUCAUUUGACAUCGUCUUAUCAGAUUGCGAUGGUGUCCUUUGGUUUCUUGACAAACCGGUCCCUGGCUCGGCGCAUACGCUUCGUAAACUACAGGAACUAGGCAAGCAGCUGUAUCUAAUAAGCAACAACAGUACCAUAACCAUAGAUGAAUUACGCAAGCGACUGGAUUCAUAUGGAUUAGAUAUCAAACCGAAACAAAUAAUAAACACCGCGAAAACCAUUAGCUGGUAUCUGAAGAAGAUUCAGUUCUCGGGCGAAGCUUUCGUGAUUGCUACGACACAAUUCCGACAAAUUUUAAUCGACGAUGGAUUUAAACUCGUACCACAGGAAAAAACUCAGAUCAUAGAGCAUAAACGAUACGAGGGACUAAAGGCUAUCGAAGAUGAUCCAGCUAUUAAAGCAGUGAUCGUCGAUUUCUGUUCUCUUUGUGAUUGGACAAGAUUAGCAUUAGCCAUUUCUUGCUUGGAUAGAAAAGAAGUUCUUUAUAUGUGCGGUUGUAGAGAGGAAUGGCUCGUUUAUCAUGGCAAUAAGAAAAUUUUAGGUUCUGGUCCCUUGAUCGAUCUAAUUAGCAGACAGAGCGGAAGAACGCCGUUAGAAUUUGCCAAACCUAGUGAAAAUCUAAAAGAUUAUGUUUUUAAUAUAUGCAACGUGAAAGAUCCAAGCAGAUGUUUAAUCAUCGGCGACUCGAUAGGGACAGACAUGAAAUUCGGUGCUAUGUGUGGAUUUAAAAAAUUGUUCGUCAGCACGGGCACGGACAAAAUAAACGAAGCGACGAUGAGCAACGAGUGCUGCCCAGAUUUCUAUAUUCCGAGUCUGGGGUUGUUAACCCCCCUUAUCGAUUCGCUGCAAAACGAAUCGGCGAACUAGAAAAAUCGUGUUUCUCCUGUUUCCACUUGUCCAGCGGUAGACUUUAUUUGUCCGCCGAUAUGUAACAUGCCAAAUUUAUUUUCUUUAUUAAUGAAACGUUUCCUAUGAGACAUUUCUAGCACAAUUGUUCAAGAUUUUUUGCUCAACUUUAUAACUUCUCACUUGUCAUCGAUUUUUGGUCGCUUUAGACGAUAAUAUUAAUAUCUGCGAAUGGAUAACGAAUAACUGUAAAUACGAUGCUAAUAAUCAAUGAAACGAGAUUUUAUUUAAUCGCUUCAAUUUACAUUCCCGCCGAGAAUUACUGACAAGGCGAAGGUUAAAUGAAAUAUGCUAACCCUUAUCAUAACCUCACUCGUAUCAUACUUGUUUAUGGCCGUGAUAGAAAGAACAUAUCCAAUGUGUAUAUCAUUCAGCGAAAAUUGAUGGCACGUUCGUGUAUCUUUAUCUUCAAAUUAGUGUCAUUAUCGUAAUUUCUGUAUUAGUCCAUAUAUCUAGAAACUGAAGCUUCGUGAAGAUUCUAUAUUAACAGUUCCUGACGUGAAAUACUUACAUAACGCAUAUCAAAUUAUACCAAGUAUAGGAUCAAUUAAAAUAAAGUGAAAUUAGAAAAUAAGCAUAUUAGCAAAUACAAGUACCAAUUAAUUAUUUUCUUAUCGUUAA
This is a messenger RNA of Bombus terrestris (buff-tailed bumblebee), 1797 nucleotides long. Its product is annotated as 4-nitrophenylphosphatase. Gene Ontology annotation, molecular function: phosphatase activity. Gene Ontology annotation, cellular component: cytoplasm. The transcript is spliced from 6 exons. Lineage: Eukaryota; Metazoa; Arthropoda; Insecta; Hymenoptera; Apidae. Bases 208 to 1137 code for a protein of 309 amino acids. The record is from RefSeq and is a predicted model, not a curated record.